Messenger RNA from Salvia splendens (bonfire salvia), 1188 nucleotides. RefSeq lists its product as uncharacterized. Lineage: Eukaryota; Viridiplantae; Streptophyta; Magnoliopsida; Lamiales; Lamiaceae. Gene Ontology annotation, molecular function: double-stranded DNA binding. The transcript has a single exon. Gene Ontology annotation, biological process: regulation of DNA-templated transcription. The coding region runs from base 1 to 1188 and encodes 395 amino acids. The record is from RefSeq and is a predicted model, not a curated record.
AUGAUUUACUCAAUUUUGCGCCGAAAUUUCAUCUCAUCGUUUUCGAAGAAUCUGCGCUCCCCAGAUGAAAGCGUAGCUCGAUUUCCGCUUUCUGUGCUUUAUUUCUCUACCUCUACAGAGAAAAAAUGCGUGAGCAACCCCGCAUUAUAUGAAUUAUUGCUGCAGAAGCACAAAUUUUCACCUCAAGUAGCUCUGAUUGCGGCCUCCGUCUCAACCCAAUCGAAAACCCCUGAAGAGUAUGAUUCAAUGCUGUCAUUCUUCCGAGAGAUCGGCUUUUCCAAAUCCCAGGUUGAGAAAGCGGUGAAGUUUCUGCCUCAGCUGCUCUCUUCCAAUCUCGAGAAAACAAUCAAGCCGAAAAUCAAAGUUUUCCAAGACAUGGGCUUUCCCCGCGGCGUCAUUGCCGAAGUCCUCUCGAAGGAGCCGAAGAUCCUGCACCGUAGCGCUGCCAAAGCGUUGAUCCCUCGAUUGACUUUGUUAAAGGAAUUGCUGGGAUCCAACAAAUGUGUAUCCCAAGUGCUUAGGAAGGCUCAAUGGAUGCUUAGCACGGAUUUGAGAAACAACAUGCUGCCUAACGUCGAGCUUCUCAGGAGCUGUGGCGUGUCGAUGCAGCAGAUUCUCACGAUCUGCUGCUAUGCGCCGCGGUUCUUCUUGAAUAGGCCGGGGGUCGUGAGGAAAUACGUGGACCAGGCUGAUGGAUUGGGGGUGAGCAGGGGGUCUAGAGUGUUUGUGUAUGUGGUGGCGGUUAUUGGGUCGAUGCCGAAUGGGAGGUGGGAGCGAAAGAUUCAAGCUUUUCAGGAUAUCCUGCAGUGCUCGGAGGAUGACAUCCUGAGAAUGGUGAGGCGGUCACCGCAGGUGUUUACUGUGUCGGAGGAUAAGCUGGUGAAGGUUAGGGAGCUGCUGGUUGGGACUGGGAAGUACACGGCUUCUUGCAUCGUUGGGUGGCCUAAAUCAGUUAUGUACAGCGUUCAGCAGCGGUAUAAGCCCCGGAUUGAGGUUUUGGAGAUGUUGGAGAGAAGGAAUCUGAUUCGAGCAUGGCCACAUCUUCCUGCGUUGUGUAAAAUGUCGAAUGAUGCGUUUUGUAAGAAGUUUGUGAGUCCUCACUUGGAUGAAGUUGGUGAGUUCUCGUGGCCCGUAGAGCUCGCGGUGGGAAAGGGGACGAGAAACUCGUUGAAGCUGCAUAGAGGAUAG